Molecule: messenger RNA, 3719 nt
Organism: Anarrhichthys ocellatus (wolf-eel)
Lineage: Eukaryota; Metazoa; Chordata; Actinopteri; Perciformes; Anarhichadidae
Product: 3-hydroxy-3-methylglutaryl-coenzyme A reductase-like
Exons: 20
Coding region: 138-2792 (884 amino acids)
Biological process (GO): isoprenoid biosynthetic process; sterol biosynthetic process; coenzyme A metabolic process
Cellular component (GO): peroxisomal membrane; endoplasmic reticulum membrane
Molecular function (GO): protein binding; hydroxymethylglutaryl-CoA reductase (NADPH) activity; NADP binding
Source: RefSeq, a predicted model, not a curated record
UUUGUGUCGUUACGUGAAGAUGAAGUAAGCUAGCUGAGCGACUUCUGGAUAAGGGGCACCGAUGUCACCAUGGAAAGGACUCUCUGACCACGGAGAAGCUAACAUUUAAACGUGCGUCUGUGACCCGAGCUGUGACCAUGUUGGCACGCCUGUUCAGGCUCCACGGUCUGCUGGUAGCCUCCCACCCGUGGGAGGUAAUAGUGGGCACCCUGGUUCUCACCGUCUGCCUGGUGUCUAUGAACAACAACCUGGCAGCCAGCAGCCAGAUGUGCAGCUGGAAUGAGUGCCCCAAAGUCGAGGAGAAGAUCCACAGCAGCGACGUAAUCAUCCUAACAGUCACACGAUGCAUGGCCAUCGUUUACAUCUAUUUCCAGUUCAAGAAUCUGAGACAACUGGGCUCCAAAUAUAUACUGGGUAUUGCGGGGUUGUUCACCGUGUUUUCCAGCUUUGUUUUCAGCACAGUGGUCAUCCACUUCUUUGGGAAAGAGCUGACAGGUCUUAAUGAAGCUCUGCCGUUCUUUCUCCUGCUCAUUGACCUGUCCAAAGCCUGUACAUUGGCCAAAUUUGCCCUCAGCUCAAACUCUCAGGAGGAGGUGAGGGAGAACAUCUCACAGGGCAUGGCCAUCCUGGGCCCCACCUUCACCCUGGACGCUCUGGUGGAGUGUCUGGUCAUUGGGGUUGGCACCAUGUCAGGUGUGCCUCAAUUAGAGAUCAUGUGUUGUUUCGGCUGUAUGUCCGUCCUGGCCAAUUACUUUGUCUUCAUGACCUUCUUCCCUGCGUGUGUCUCCCUGGUGCUGGAGCUGUCCAGGGAAAGUCGUGAGGGCCGUCCGAUCUGGCAGCUGAGCCACUUUGCCCGUGUGCUGGCUGAAGAAGAGGACAACAAGCCCAAUCCUGUGACCCAGAGGGUCAAAAUCAUCAUGUCUCUGGGCCUGGCUUUGGUUCAUGCUCACACUCGACUAGCAGCUGAGCAUCCGGGUCAGAACCGCUCGGUGGACGGGCCCCUGGCUACGAGAUUGGACUCUGGUGGUACCAUGAGGCCUCUGAAGCUCACCAGCAUGGACCUGGAACAGGUGAUAACUCUCGGCCUUGCUCUGCUCCUGGCUGUGAAGUACGUCUUCUUUGAGCAAACAGAGACGGAGUCCUCCCUGUCCCUCAUGAGUCCCAUUAUCAGCUCUCCUCCGACCCAGAAGCCCAGGAUGGCAGGAGACGGCUGCAGGAGGGACCUCCCGGCCCUGAAACCCCAGACAACCACCAACGUUCCUUUAGCAACCGACGCUGCCUCGCCAGCUGCCUUCGACUCUAAACUUCUCCCUGAGACUGACGCGGCUUUCAGACAGAAGGCAGAGGCUGCUCCAGGAGCCCCGGUGGAGAACGGCCCCUGUGUUUCCUGCUUUGAGGAAACUCUUGCUCAGACACCUUGUGUUCCUCAAAGUGGCUGCACUUCAGAGGCCCGGACGCUGGAGGAAUGUAUGGCCGUCCUCUCAGAUCCUCAGAGGGGGACCCGUUUUCUAAGCGAUAAAGAGGUGAUGAACCUGGUGACCUCUCGUAACAUCCUCAACUACAAACUGGAAUCCGUCCUGGAGACUCCAGAGAGGGGCGUGGCCAUCAGGAGGGAAAUGCUUUCACUAAAACUGCCGGUUCUGUCUGCGUUGGCUUCUCUUCCUUAUAAGGACUAUGACUAUUCUAAGGUGAUGGGUACCUGCUGUGAGAACGUGAUUGGCUUCAUGCCGGUGCCGGUCGGAGUCGCCGGUCCUCUUCUGCUGGAUGAGAAGCAGUUCUAUGUUCCUAUGGCGACCACAGAGGGAUGCCUGGUCGCCAGCACCAACAGAGGAUGUAGAGCGCUUUCUCUGAGUGGAGGUUGCAGCAGCAGGAUCCUGGCUGACAGUAUGACGAGGGGUCCUGUGGUGAGGCUGCCCUCGGCGUGCCGGGCUGCUGAGGUCAAAGUGUGGCUCGAGACCUCUGAUGGGUUCAGUUUGAUCCAGGAGGCUUUCGACCAGACCAGCAGGUUUGCUCGUUUGGAGAAGCUGAUGGUGGCCGUAGCUGGGAGGAACCUGUACAUCCGCUUCCAGUCUCAGACAGGAGACGCCAUGGGCAUGAACAUGCUCUCCAAGGGGACGGAGCAGGCUCUGCACAGACUCCGACAGCAGUAUCCAGAUGUGGAGGUGCUGUCGGUCAGUGGCAACUAUUGCACCGACAAGAAGUCUGCUGCCAUUAACUGGGUCCUGGGUCGGGGAAAGUCUGCCGUGUCUGAAGCCACCAUCCCCGCCAAGGUGGUCAGGGAGGUGUUGAAAAGCAGCUCAGCUUCUCUGGUGGAGCUGAACAUCAACAAGAACUUGGUGGGCUCGGCGAUGGCCGGCAGCAUCGGAGGCUUUAAUGCUCACGCUGCCAACAUUGUAGCAGCCAUCUACAUCGCCUGUGGACAGGACCCGGCUCAGACGGUGGGGAGCUCCAACUGCAUCACUCAGAUGGAGUUUGCUGGUGCAGAGGGGGAGGACCUGUACAUCAGCUGCACCAUGCCCUCCAUCGAGCUGGGCACUGUGGGGGGAGGCACCAACCUGGCGCCACAGCAGGCCUGUCUGCAGAUGCUCGGCGUCCAAGGUACCAGUUCCAGAGAGCCCGGUGAGAACGCCCGUCAGCUGGCCCGGGUGGUCUGUGCCACCGUGCUGGCGGGGGAGCUCUCCCUGAUGGCCGCUCUGGCAGCCGGACACCUGGUGAAGAGCCACAUGGCCCACAACAGAUCCACAACAAACCUCUCAGAAACGCCUUCGGCAAAGUCGGAGUCGGCUGCGUGACAUCGACGUGUUGGCGAACAAACGCUAAACGGAAGACAACUUAACGGUGAGAACCGAGAAGAUCGACUGGUCUCCUGAUGACUCCUGAAGGGACGGCUGUGGGUCCAGGACGUCCAGACGAUGAAGACCAGCGGUCUGAUAACCAGACCCAACACACGAUGAAGACCACAGCCAACGUGUGCUCGCUUUGUGCCAUUCGCCUGUAACUGAACUUUGCGGUCGUGUUUUUGUCGUUGGACCUGAUCUUUGAGGAGACUGUGAAUCAUCCAUGUGGUCUGGAUUAGUAAACACCCACCAUGAUGCAGCUGUCCUGUGUGCCUCUUAAUGAAAAACAAUUGUUUCUUUCAUCUAAAAAGCUUGAAGCGAGAUCUUCAAACAGCUGUUACCGCUGAAGGUGAUAUUUGCUCAUGUUUUAAAACGGCUGAAUGUUUGCUGUGCUGAAUCAGUGUUGUACGAUAUCACUUGCACAACGCUUUCCUGAUUUAAGCGACUGUGUAUACUGUGUGUACUGCAGAACCACUGAGGCUGCUGGCUCCAGGAAGAAGCUGCCAACAGGUUUUGUCACAAAGUGACUUGUUUGAACACGUGUUACAGGCAGGUUGCUUCUUUGUGUUAUAGGACGAAGAGAAGUGGAAACUUAAAGCCAUAUUAACUAAUUUAAUACUUUCAUAUGUGGAAUGAUUGGAGGAAGUUAAAGGAAUUGCUGAGUCUGCAGGUUCUUGUGUUGUGGCCUUAGUUUGUCAAGGAGAACUUUCUAGAUAGAAUAUUUAAUUUUAAGCUAUUUAUUUCAACAGAUUGUGCUCCGUUUUGUUUCUUGGAAGAGAGUUAAAUUAUGUUCCAUCUUAAUGUCUGUUGAAUUUCUGUAUCCUGAAGAAAUGACUCUAAAUGUGGAAAAAUGGAGGAUAAAUGUAUUUGUCACUUUUGUAA